Manis pentadactyla (Chinese pangolin) is the source of this 3669-nucleotide messenger RNA. RefSeq names its product Scm like with four mbt domains 1 (gene SFMBT1). Gene Ontology annotation, biological process: regulation of DNA-templated transcription. The record is from RefSeq and is a predicted model, not a curated record. Lineage: Eukaryota; Metazoa; Chordata; Mammalia; Pholidota; Manidae. Gene Ontology annotation, cellular component: nucleus. The coding region runs from base 578 to 3175 and encodes 865 amino acids. Gene Ontology annotation, molecular function: histone binding; transcription corepressor activity. The transcript has 21 exons.
AGCCCGGGCGAGGGACGCGGCCGGGCGGCGGCCCGAGGGCGUCCAAGUUCCCGGACCGCGCUCCCGCCCGCCGAGCCCCGCGGACCCGCCCCCCGGGCUCGCUCCGGCCGGCGCGAACCCGCAGCGGGGCCGGGGGCGCGGAGGUCCGAACUUCGGGGCGUGCGGCGCCGCGCGUGCCGGCGUCCAGCGGCCGCGCCACCGGUUGCUGGCGACGUGGGGGCGCAGGGCCUCCCGCGCCGAGCAGGCGGACGUGGGGCUCGCCGCCGCGGUCCUCGCCGACCGGGGGUCUCCGGAGGUCCGGUGGAGCGGCGAGCCGUUGCUGAGGCGAGGCCUGCUGCGGGGAGCCGCGGCGCCUGCGAGAGGGAAGCGGGUUCCCGCGGAAAGGAUGGACGUGCCGUUAAGUUUUCUCAGGCUGUCAGCUGAUCCCUGGGUCUGAAGCCGCCGAACGCGCGCACUUUCAUUUGGACCUUUGGAUGCUAUUGACAGAUGCUUGAGACGUUCAAGUAAUCUUCAGAUUGUGGCAGAACCAUAAAGCCUGUCGUUUGUGCAGGAAGGAGAUAGCCCAUGUGCUGUGGAAAUGAACGGGGAGCAGCAGCUUGAUGCAGAUGCUGGAUCUGGUGUGGAAGAAGUGGAAUUAAGCUGGGAAGAUUACCUAGAAGAGACAGGGGCAACAGCGGUUCCCUAUGGAUCUUUUAAACAUGUGGACACACGUCUGCAAAAUGGAUUUGCUCCUGGGAUGAAACUGGAGGUGGCCGUGAAGACAGACCCUGAGACCUACUGGGUCGCCACUGUCAUCACCGCCUGCGAACAGCUGCUCCUCCUCCGCUACGACGGCUACGGGGAGGACCGCAGAGCAGACUUCUGGUGCGACAUCAGGAAGGCUGGCCUCUACCCCAUCGGGUGGUGUGAGCAGAAUAGGAAGACCCUCGAAGCCCCGGAAGGCAUCAGAGACAAACUGUCCGACUGGGGUGAGUUUCUGCGGCAGACCCUCACAGGAGCCUGUAGUCCUCCUGUCCCGCUGCUGGAGGGCCUCCGUAAUGGGAGGAACCCUUUAGAUCUCAUUGCUCCAGGUUCCAGGCUAGAGUGUCAAGCUUCCCAGGACUCUCUAAGCACGUGGCUUGUCACUGUAGCAGAGAACAUUGGGGGAAGGCUGAAGCUGCGUUAUGAAGGGCUGGAAAGUUCUGACGGUUUUGAACACUGGCUGUAUUACUUGGAUCCGUUUCUUCAUCAUGUUGGUUGGGCUGCUCAACAGGGAUAUGAGCUCCAGCCCCCAUUAGCCAUCAGACAUUUGAAAACUGAAGCUGAGUGGGAAGGGAUCUUGGCCAAAGUGAGAGAGGAAGAGGAAGAGCCAUUGCCGUCUUAUAUAUUUAAGGACAAACAAGUGGUCAGCCCUCAUUCAUUCUGCAUGAAUAUGAAAUUGGAAGCUGUGGAUCCCUGGUCUCCUUUUGGGAUCUCUCCUGCUACGGUUGUGAAGGUUUUUGAUGAGAAGUACUUUCUGGUGGAAAUGGAUGAUUUGCGACCAGAGAAUUGUGUGCGGCGAUCUUUUGUGUGUCACGUCGGCAGUCCUGGUAUUUUCCCUGUGCAGUGGAGUCUGAAGAAUGGUUUACACAUCAGCCCCCCUCCUGGUUUCCUGAGCCAGGACUUUGACUGGGCCGACUACCUCAAACAGUGUGGUGCUGAAGCUGCCCCCCAGAGGUGCUUCCCUCCGUCCGUUUCUGAGCAUGGAUUUAAGGAGAACAUGAAGCUGGAGGCCGUGAACCCUCUUUCCCCUGAAGAAGUGUGCGUUGCCACCAUUACUGCAGUGAGGGGCUCCUACCUGUGGCUCCAGCUGGAGGGUUCUAAGAAGCCCAUACCUGAGUGUAUUGUGAGUGUGGAUUCCAUGGACAUCUUUCCUUUGGGCUGGUGUGAGUCCAAUGGCCAUCCGCUAAGUGCUCCUCGCCGGGCACGAGUACACAAACAGAGGAAAAUUGCAGUGGUUCAACCAGAAAAGCAAAUGCCGUCCUUGAGGACUGUCCAGGAGGGCCUGAAGAACCAGGAGCUGAACCCCACAGACUCGGUUAUGAUUAAUGGAAAAUACUGCUGUCCAAAGAUAUACUUCAACCACCGUUGCUUCUCAGGGCCGUAUCUUAACAAAGGGAGAAUUGCGGAGCUGCCUCAGUGCGUGGGCCCUGGGAACUGUGUCCUGGUCCUCAGAGAGGUCCUCACUUUACUUAUCAACGCAGCCUAUAAACCCAGUCGUGUCCUUCGGGAGCUGCAGCUGGACAAGGACUCCGUGUGGCACGGAUGCGGCGAGGUCCUGAAAGCCAAAUACAAAGGAAAGAGUUAUCGGGCUACUGUCGAGGUGGUGAAAACUGCAGACCGGGUGACUGACUUUUGCCGGCAAACCUGUAUCAAGCUGGAGUGCUGUCCAAAUCUCUUCGGUCCGCGGAUGGUUCUGGAUACAUGUUCUGAGAACUGCUCUGUGCUUACAAAGACCAAAUAUACACACUAUUACGGCAAGAAGAAAAAUAAAAGAAUUGGAAGGCCACCUGGAGGGCACAGCAACUUAGCAUGUGCCCUGAAAAAAGCCAGUAAGAGGAGAAAGAGGCGGAAGAACGUUUUUGUUCACAAGAAGAAACGCUCGUCCGCGUCUGUGGAUAACACGCCGGUGGGGUCCCCGCAGGGAAGCGGGGCUGAGGAUGAGGACGACGCGGACGAAGGGGACGACUCGCUGAGCGAGGGCAGUACGUCCGAGCCGCAGGACGAGCUGCAGGACGAGUCGGAGGCGUCGGAAAAGAAGUCGUGCUCCUCGUCGCCCGCGCAGAGCGAGGUGUCGGCCCCGCUGCCUCCGGACGCGCCGCGGAGGAAACGCGAGCUUCUGGGCGGGUCCUUUUCCGACGAUGAGAACAAGCCGCCCUCACCAAAGGAAAUAAGGCUUGACGUUGCUGAAAGGCUCCAUCUGAGCAGUAACCCCCUGCAGUGGAGUGUGGCAGACGUGGUCCGGUUCAUCAGAUCCACCGACUGUGCUCCACUAGCCAGAAUAUUCCUGGACCAGGAGAUUGAUGGGCAGGCCCUGUUGCUCCUUACCCUCUCCACCGUUCAAGAAUGCAUGGACCUAAAGCUGGGCCCCGCCAUCAAACUGUGCCAUCACAUAGAGAGGAUCAAGUUUGCUUUUUAUGAGCAAUUUGCUGACUGAGAAGGACAACCAAAGUGAGCUGUGUCUUUGACGCACAAAUGCAGCAAACUCUUGGCCCCACUCCACAAGCAGAGUGAAAAUAGUCCCGGGGCCCUGGGCCCUGCAGGUGUCGGCUUGCUCUCUGCACUUUCAGGAAGGAGGACCCUCACUGAGGAAGCAAAGGCUGCACAGAAGUGGCCCUCCUGCCAGUGGGAACAUGGGCACCUCUUGUUCAACAGGGUGCAGUCUUUAAAAACUGAAGGUUGUGAAGAAAAGACUCACAUAAGAAGAGGGAGCAUUUCCAGUGGUGAGGUCUGCGAACGAAGCAGGACGGCUCAUGGAAAGUGCCCUUUGGCGGUUUUCUGCUUGUUCCUGUUGCUUCCCAUCUAGUUUGGAAAGAGAGGCCAUAGCUUUAAGUCAGCACUGAUUUGGGACUAUGCCUACGGCACAUCAGUGCUUCAUUGUCAUUGUGUUUUUAAGCUUUUUAAAAUUAAAACAGUUCCUUUUGGGGAUGA